Molecule: messenger RNA, 1266 nt
Organism: Auanema sp. JU1783
Lineage: Eukaryota; Metazoa; Nematoda; Chromadorea; Rhabditida; Rhabditidae
Source: the annotation of a GenBank genome assembly
AUGAAUAGAGCCGACUUCUCUGUUGGCGACGUUCUAUGUGAUGAACCACUAGAGAAGGAAUUCGCUGCUGAAACGGUCACAAUUCGUCAAACCAAACAUCGUAUCAUCCGAGAAGCUUAUGAACUCUUUUCUACCCAUUUUGGAGCUACUCCUCUUAACGAACUUCAUUCAUCAAUAGCUCCAGCGAGAGUUAAUCUCAUUGGAGAGCACAUAGAUUACUGUGAUGGAUUCGUGUUACCUAUGGCCAUUCCACUUUACACGGUCAUAAUAGGUAAGAAGAAGCAGGAGGGAUGUAAAUUAACGCGUAUAUAUUCAUCGGCUUAUAAUAAAACAUCCGAAUUACACUUGCCAUAUCAACAAGACCAUGAGGAUUAUCCCAAAUGGAUCAGCUAUAUCAGAGGAGUCCUAGCUCUUCAUAACUGUGAUGCUUCUUUUGAUGCAGUUGUACAUUCUGCUAUUCCGCUGGGUAGCGGAUUAAGCAGCUCUGCAGCUUUAGAACUUUCCACAUCUCUUUUUGUCAGCCAAAUAUAUCCAAAUGCCUCCAUAUCGUCUGUUGAACGAGCUUUAUUGUGUCAGAAUGCUGAACAUCAAUAUGCACAUGUCCCAUGUGGCAUAAUGGAUCAGUUCGUGAUCGCUUUGGCUCAGUUCCCGUGUGCUUUAAAAAUAGAUUGCAAGUCCUUGGACUACGACUUAAUCCCUAUCGAUUUUUCUCAAGAUGCAGUAUUCGUAGUAAUCAAUUCGGGUGUUAAACAUACUCACUCGGAGGGAGAGUAUGGCAAACGGAGACAUAACGUAGAGAAAGCUUUAACUUUAAUGGAUUGUAAGUCCUGGAGAGAUGUAACUCGUGAACUAAUUAAGACGAAAGAAAAUAUUUUAAAAGACUUCCCUGAUAUGACUGACAACUCUUAUCAUGUGGUCGAAGAAAUUGAACGAACGGUUAAAGCGGCGGAAGCCCUGUUAGACAACAACAUAGUCAUGUUCGGGAAGCUCAUGACAGAGAGUCAUGUCUCUCUAAGAGACAAAUACAAAGUUUCAUGUGUCGAAAUCGACGAACUCGUAAGAUUAUCUCUCGAAGUGAAAGGAGUUUUCGGUUCUCGAAUGACAGGCGGAGGCUUCGGCGGUUGUACAGUAACUCUUGUUCGCAAAGAAAACGUGUCAAAUUUAGAAAACUAUAUUAAAGAAAACUAUAAGUAUGCUACGCCUAUCACAUUUGCUUGUGAGCCAGUGAAAGGAGCGGAAGUGGCUGAUUUGAAUUUCUUGAGCUGA